Rhododendron vialii is the source of this 3283-nucleotide messenger RNA. Its product is annotated as ABC transporter A family member 7-like. The record is from RefSeq and is a predicted model, not a curated record. NCBI's taxonomy places the organism in Eukaryota, Viridiplantae, Streptophyta, Magnoliopsida, Ericales, Ericaceae. The transcript has 18 exons. Gene Ontology annotation, biological process: lipid transport; transmembrane transport. The coding region runs from base 156 to 3008 and encodes 950 amino acids. Gene Ontology annotation, molecular function: lipid carrier activity; ATP binding; ABC-type transporter activity. Gene Ontology annotation, cellular component: membrane; intracellular membrane-bounded organelle.
CACAGGUCACAUAUAUGGCUUUUAUUUCUGAGUUCUGCACAAGAAGUUAGAGAGAGAGAGAGAGGAACUACCUCCACAAACUCUUGCUUGGCGCGAGUUUCUGUUACAACGGUCGCAUUCCAGUAGAGAUAGAGAGAGAAGAGAGGAGAGUAUUAAUGGCGGACUCAUCACAUGGUCGUGCGAGCUUCUGGACACGAGCCAACGCUUUGCUCAGGAAAAACUUGACCUUCCAGAAGCGGAAUAGAAAGUCAACCAUUAGGCUCAUCUUAUACCCAUUUUUACUCUGCUUGAUACUUGUUGUCGUGCAAAAUUUGAUUAACCAUUUACUGGACAAUGCCAAAUACAAGUGUGGCUGUACUUGCAUUGAUAGUAAUGCCGACGGUCAGUGUGAUAGCACUGAGAAGGUUUGUGGGAUUCAGUACUCAACAUUGGAUCAAGCGAGCAGCUGUCCCAUUCCUAGUCCCCCAGAGUGGCCUCCCUUUUUGCAAAUUCCAGCUCCUGAGUAUCGUGCCGUAAGAACUGAUUUCGUUUCAUUCACAGACUUACCGGAUGAGUCAUGCAGGAAUACUGGAACCUGCCCUGCGACUAUUCUUUUUACUGGGAAUAACCAAACCCUCGGACAAAGGUUGGCUGGGAAUUUUUUCACCAGUUUUUCCACUUUGAAUUCGUCCGACAUUUUGUAUAGCUUAGCCUAUUAUGCCUUGGGAUCAGACACAGAGACUCAACUCACCAAUUUUCUUGACCCAGCUUUCUUUUCAAAUGAACCCGUCUAUGAUCUCGAACCUCAGUGCUCGGCAAAUUCCAUGAUUCCUGUUACCGUCCAGAUUGCUACCAGUGCAGUAACACAGGAGGCAAUAUGUGUUCAAGGUCAAAAUCUGUGGCGCAAUAGUUCUUCUGAAAUUAAUGAUGAGUUAUAUAAGGGCUACCGGAAGGGAAAUUCAGAAGGGAAGAUAAAUGAGAUUGUAGCAGCUUAUGAUUUCUUGAACUCAGAUUUUAGUAACUUCAACGUGAGCAUAUGGUACAAUUCCACAUAUAAGAAUGACACUGGCAAUGGCCCUCUUGCAUUGCUGCGGGUCCCUCGCUCAGUGAAUUUGGCCUCAAAUGCCUAUCUUCAACUUUUGCGUGGGCCUGCUACAAAAAUGCUAUUUGAGUUUGUCAAAGAAAUGCCCAAGCCUGCAAGCCAACUCAAGCUGGAUUUUGCUUCUCUCCUUGGGCCGCUUUUCUUUACUUGGGUCAUUAUCCAAUUAUUCCCUGUCAUAUUGACAUCUUUGGUUUACGAGAAGCAACAAAAGCUAAGAAUCAUGAUGAAAAUGCAUGGGCUUGGCGAUGGUCCUUAUUUGAUGAUUUCUUAUGCUUAUUUUCUUGCUCUAUCGAUUGCCUACAUGUUAUGUUUUGUGAUAUUUGGCUCUGUUAUAGGUUUAAAAUUCUUCACACUCAAUGAUUACAGCAUCCAAUUUGUGUUUUAUUUCAUCUACAUAAACUUGCAAAUUGCACUGGCUUUUCUAGUUGCUUCAUUUUUCUCAAACGUGAAGACUGCUACAGUUAUUGGGUACGUGCUGGUUUUUGGAACUGGGCUCUUAGGAGGCUUUCUCUUCCAGUUCUUCGUUGAAGAUACAUCAUUCCCAGGAGGCUGGAUUAUUGUUAUGGAGUUAUAUCCUGGCUUUUCCCUAUAUCGAGGGUUAUAUGAGUUUUCACAAUAUGCUUUCACGGGAAACUAUAUGGGGACUCAUGGGAUGCGAUGGGGAGACUUAAGUGAUAGCAACAAUGGGAUGAGAGAUGUUUUAAUAAUCAUGUCAUUGGAGUGGUUGGUGGUUCUAUUUGUCGCGUACUACAUUGAUCAAGUCAUAUCAUCAGGAAGAAGCCCUCUUUUUUUCCUGAAUAACUUCCGAAAGAAGCCUUUAUCAUCCCCAUCCCUUAAGAGAGAUAGUUCUGAAAGACAGGGAUCUAAAGUUUCCAUUGAAAUGGACAAACCUGAUGUUGCCCAAGAGAGGGAGAAGGUUGAGCAGUUGCUACUUGAACCAAACAUGAAUCAUUCUAUCAUCUGUGAUAACCUCAAAAAGGUGUAUCCAAAAAGGGAUGGAAACCCUGAGAAAGUCGCAGUGAGGGGGAUGUCACUUGCUUUGCCUCAAGGGGAGUGCUUUGGUAUGCUUGGUCCCAAUGGUGCUGGCAAAACCUCUUUUAUUAAUAUGAUGAUUGGGCUCAUUAAGCCAACCUCAGGUAUGGCAUAUGUUGAAGGUCUGGACAUACGAACUCAGAUGGAUGAAAUCUAUACCAGCAUGGGUGUAUGCCCACAACAUGACCUACUCUGGGAAAUCCUGACAGGAAGGGAGCACUUGCUUUUUUAUGGAAGGCUUAAGAACCUUAAAGGGUCUGCAUUAUCCCAAGCAGUGGAAGAAUCUCUUAAGAGUGUGAAUUUGUUUCAUGGAGGAGUUGCUGACAAAAUGGCUGGAAAGUAUAGUGGAGGUAUGAAAAGGAGGCUCAGCGUUGCCAUUUCACUAAUUGGGGAUCCCAAAGUUGUUUAUAUGGAUGAGCCAAGUACUGGACUGGAUCCAGCUUCAAGAAACAAUUUGUGGAAUGUCGUGAAACGGGCAAAACAAGAUCGGGCAAUCGUUCUCACCACGCAUUCAAUGGAGGAGGCAGAGCAUUUGUGUGAUCGAUUAGGAAUUUUUAUGGAUGGAAGCUUGCAGUGCAUAGGGAACCCCAAAGAGCUCAAGGCUAGAUACGGAGGUUCUUACGUGUUUACGAUGACGACAUCAUCGAACCAUGAAGAAGAAGUUCAGAACUUGGUGAAGAAUCUGUCCCCGAAUGCUAACAAGAUAUACCACUUGUCUGGAACCCAAAAGUUUGAGCUGCCAAAACAAGAAGUCAGAAUUGCAGAUGUUUUCCAGGCAGUUGAGAAGGCAAAGAGCAGGUUCACAGUUCACGCGUGGGGUCUGGCGGAUACAACUUUAGAGGAUGUAUUUAUCAAGGUUGCUCGCGGCGCCCAAGCGUCCAAUGUGCUCUCUUAAUUGGAAAAUUUCAAGGUUAGAUUGUACUGGUGGUAUCUUUCCGUGUACCCUGAUGAUUUAAUGGUGAAGAAAAUGGGAGUAUGUAGGCAUACGUAUCGAUAGCUUUUCUUAACACGUUUGUAGAGCACUCCUCUUGAUUUGUAUAGUGUAUGUUGUAAAUUCCAUUAGAUAUUGUAAGCUUGUUUCUUUAAUGUCAUCAUAAUAGCAUGUUUUUAUUGUCAUCAGUGACUAAUUGAAUCUCAUUUAUGAAAUAAAUAUGCAAUUUUUUUUUUCAA